AUGGCCGACACGGUGGCUCCAGCCGGGGCCGGCAGCUCCGGAACGAGAUCAGGAAGUAAACAGUCCACUAACCCUGCUGAUAACUACCAUCUGGCCCGGAGGCGAACCCUGCAAGUGGUUGUGAGCUCCUUACUGACAGAGGCAGGGUUUGAAAGUGCCGAGAAAGCAUCCGUGGAAACGUUGACAGAGAUGCUGCAGAGCUACAUUUCGGAAAUUGGGAGGAGUGCCAAGUCUUACUGUGAGCACACAGCCAGGACACAGCCCACACUGUCGGAUAUCGUGGUCACACUUGUUGAGAUGGGUUUCAACGUGGACACUCUCCCUGCUUACGCAAAACGGUCUCAGAGGAUGGUUAUCACUGCCCCUCCAGUGACCAAUCAGCCAGUGACCCCCAAGGCCCUCACAGCAGGGCAGAACCGACCCCAUCCACCACACAUCCCCAACCAUUUUCCUGAGUUCCCAGAUCCCCACACCUACAUCAAAACUCCGACCUACCGUGAGCCUGUGUCUGACUACCAGGUCCUGCGGGAGAAGGCUGCAUCCCAGAGGCGCGAUGUGGAACGGGCACUCACCCGUUUUAUGGCCAAGACAGGCGAGACCCAGAGUCUUUUCAAAGAUGAUGUCAGCACAUUUCCAUUGAUUGCUGCCAGACCAUUCACCAUCCCUUACCUGACAGCCCUUCUUCCAUCUGAGCUGGAGAUGCAACAAAUGGAAGAGACGGAUUCCUCGGAGCAGGAUGAGCAGACAGACACAGAGAACCUCCCUCUUCACAUCAGUACGGAUGAUUCAGGAGCCGAAAAGGAGAAUACAUCUGUCCUGCAGCAGAACACCUCCUUGUCAGGAAACCGGAAUGGGGAGGAGAACAUCAUUGAUAACCCCUACCUGCGGCCCGUGAAGAAACCCAAGAUCCGCAGGAAGAAGUGAGUUGGAGGCUGGGGUCCAGAGAGGCUUCUCUGGCCAACUGAGGUGGUCUUCUCUGCCCCUUGGCAGAAAAGAGAGGUUCACCAGUGGGUUCGAACCUUGGGGGAAACGUCUAUGGUGAGAGGAAGUAUUUUCCCUUCUCCUCUUCUUAUUGGCUCCCGUAUAUUCCUUAGAAGUUGAAUGUCUUGCAGCCCGAGGAGCAACCCUCACAGCCCAGGAGAUCUUCCCCCCUAGAAGGCGAGCGGGUGGGGCCCCCACCAGGCAGGCUCCAUGGAUUCCUCUUCUUUCUAGGUCCCUCUCGUGAGCUGAGAAGGAAGCCUGGCUUAUACAGGGAUGUGGACAUCACCCUCCUGGGCAAAUCAAAGGCACUUGAGGGAAGAAAAGAGGGUAGCCUCUUGGUGGCUGAGCUGAGGUUGUGAGGGUGUGACCGAGUGUGAUUUUAAUAGCAGACUUUACAUGAAGAUGGCCUACUGUCACUGGAUGUUCGAGUUGAGGAAGAUAAGAGGAUGAUAAUGAGGCUUCUUCAUCAACCAGGCCAUACUGUGGGGUGUAGGGGCAGCUGGUAACUUCAUUUUUUAUCACAGGACUUGAUUCCUUUGAAGUCUGGAAAACCAGGGGAGGUGGCAGGAAAGAAAGUGUUCUUUGCUUCCUUUGCUUGCUACCAGAAAGACUGUUUGCCCGGUUUGUAUUUCAGGAUAUCUGGACCCCUUUUAAUGACUUACAAGAAAUUUCUGGUACGAAUUUGUCGUCCCAGAACCUCAUUCUCAAUGGACACUUCACCUGGGCUCCAAGUGCCCUGUUGAGCUGAUGGAAAGUGGCUUUGCCUUCUCUUGACAUGUUGGAAACAGGAGGCCAGUGAGCUGCUGAAUGGCUCAUUGACCACAGCUUUGACCUGGGCUGUGGGUGGAUAUGUUCACGUGGAGGGAAAUGACAUGCAAGAGCAGCACUGAUCCUCGCAUCAGCAUGUGAUGAAAGUGCCCUCAGACAAGUCAGCAGUCUCUCCUGAGAGACUUGUUAUUGUCCCUCUGUGGCAUGUGUGCUGGGGAGCCACCAAGUCAUGGCCCCUCCUGGGAAAAGAGGUUUUCUCUGACAAGGAGCUGGAGCCCUGGAUAGCAUGCUGUUACUUGAUAGAAGAGCCAGAUUUUAAACAACAGGAAACAGGGUGGCAGAGGGGUGGGUUUGGCCUCGUGUUCUGAAAGCUGAGCAGCCUGACUGUGCUCUGGAAGGCUGAUGUGGAUGGAAGCCAUGUUCUCACCUCACGGCAGAAGUGGGCUAAGGAGCCUAGGGGCAAAGCCAAGGUGUCCUUCUGGAAGGAGGUCUGAAAUCUCUCAGCCUCAGUCUCCUGGGGAGAGACGACUUCAUUGUUGAUGUUCUCUGCACACCCGGAAACAGGUUUUUAAGGAAAAUGCUGGCCAUCCUGAUAUCCUCUGGCUGGUCUCAGAAGGAAGAAAUUAUAAAACCAAGUCCAAGGAAGAAAAAUACCAGCGACACUUGGAAGUUUCACACAAGAUAAACAAGGUGUUCCCUAGGCCAGAAUCCUAAUGUCCAUAUUGAGGAUUUUAUUUUAACUUACACUCCCACCUGGUGUCAAGUGUCACGUCAGUUUUCUGUCGUCCUGGUCAAUUUGAGAAACCUGGUGAAUGGCCAGCGGACUCUGUGUUUCUCUGACCUUCCUGUUCCCUGAGACAUUCCAUUCCUUUGCCUGGAAGGAAAGAGCUGCUUAUCAGUAACUGAUGAGGGGAUGCUAGUGAGAUAAUCAGAUUCCCCAACUCUGGUCCACAUACAGGUUUUUAGUGACCCAAAACUCUUCCGUUGAAAGCAAUUAGACUGGGACAGCUGCUGUGUACAUGAUGCUGGACCUGCGUUGACCCCCUGGGGUUUGUGCUCAGUUCUUGUGGAUUCUUGACCUGGUGAAUUUAAAUACAAUCCCAGGGUUGAGCCAUGCAGAUGCAGGGCUGAAAUCUUCCCACCUUGCUGUUCUCACUGCUCUUGGGAGUGGUCAUCCCAGCCAACAUUUCUGCAGCUUCUCAUUCGUUGUUGCCGUCCAGAGCAAGCACUUGUUAAAUGCCAGUGUGCUGAGGGAUAAGGUGAGCUUUGGAAAAGUGUUAACCAUUUCUGCUGUUGAGAUUGCAGAGGCUGUACUGCUGUGACACUGGGAAAUGAUUAGACAACUUGAACCCAACUGUUGUUGUGUAAAAACUGCGUACUUCUCGAUGUAUGUUUCUAAAUUUCUAUUUUUUAUAACUUCAGGGAUUUUUUUGGAGGGAAGAAAUGGUACACAGAGCCAGAUUAAAAAUGUGAUUAUAAGUGCAUGAUAGAACAUCAUAAUAAAAAACUUUGUAAAUGAGACAGAAUUAUGAGCUUGAACUUAAUUUGUGUUCAAAAGUUGCAGUGAUGAUGAUGGCUGUGGGUAGCCUUUCUUUUGGACUAAGUAGCCCUGGAAACUUUGUAAAACUUUCAUUUUGUAAAUUUCCAAACACAUAGACAACUGGAGAAGAAAGAAUAUGAACCAGUAUAUACCCAUCACUCAGCUGCAAUAGUUACCAACAUCUGUCAGUUCUAUUUUAUUUAUUUCCCCCACUUUUUUCCUUACAUUUUUUUUUUCUGGAGUAUUUUUUAAAGCAAAUCCCAGACUUACGUCAUUCAAUUUGUAAAUAUGUCAGUAUGCAUCUGACUCUCUAAAACUUUUUAUUUUGAAAUAAUUGUAGAUUCACAGGAAGUUACAAAGGUACCCUUCACCUGUCCCCCUAGUGGUAACAUCUUGCAUAACUGUAGUACAAUAUCAAAACCAGAAAAUUGACGUUGGUACAAUCCACAGAACUUACCAGAUUUCACCAGUUUCUACAUGCACUCAUAAAAGGAGCCCUGGUGAUGCAGUGGUUAAGCAUUCAGCUACUCACAGAAAGGUCAGCAGUUCAAA
Molecule: messenger RNA, 3841 nt
Organism: Trichechus manatus latirostris (Florida manatee)
Lineage: Eukaryota; Metazoa; Chordata; Mammalia; Sirenia; Trichechidae
Gene: TAF8
Product: TATA-box binding protein associated factor 8
Exons: 8
Coding region: 1-924 (307 amino acids)
Biological process (GO): transcription initiation at RNA polymerase II promoter
Cellular component (GO): transcription factor TFIID complex
Molecular function (GO): protein heterodimerization activity
Source: RefSeq, a predicted model, not a curated record